Messenger RNA from Plenodomus lingam JN3, 3675 nucleotides. RefSeq lists its product as uncharacterized. NCBI's taxonomy places the organism in Eukaryota, Fungi, Ascomycota, Dothideomycetes, Pleosporales, Leptosphaeriaceae. Gene Ontology annotation, molecular function: RNA binding; poly(A) RNA polymerase activity. Gene Ontology annotation, cellular component: nucleus. The record is from RefSeq and is a predicted model, not a curated record.
AUGGCCUUUUCUAGAGAUGACAUCAUCCCCCCCAUGUCAACAUCAUCUUACGACACGGCGCUUUGCAUCAUACCACCUGCCUCACAAUGUCGUCAUGUUGAUGGCCUUCGGGAAGUUUACGAUAAGGCUUAUGGAAUCUGGCCUCCUCACAUCAAUCUUAUCUACCCAUUCGUCUCACCAGAGAAUCUUGUUCAAGCACAACAACAAAUCCAACAAUGUCUGGAGCGAGAACUUGAAGCAAACGACGCUACUUCACUGGAACUAAACGAAGUUGGGCUUUUCAAGCACCAAAAGUCGAGCAGCAUUUUUCUCAGCGAGGCACAAGAUACGUCUACGUCAUUCCUGGGGACACUUCGCCAGCUAUGCUUGGAGAGCCUAGGCCAGAAAAAUGCGAGGGUUGAUUUCCAUCUGACUAUUGGACAGGUCGAGAAUGAGAUAUUAUUGUUAGAAGCAUUUCUCCUGGCGAAGGCACGGCUCCUUCCAUCUUUACGCUUCAGUGUGGGCGCGCUGGCCAUUUUGAUACGCGAGUGCAGAGCUGGAACUAAUGCUUCUCCUUCUAUGCGCUUAUGGGGAAUUGUUGACAUCCCAACACGAGUGGAUGUUUGGAAACCACAGUGUCCUGAAUUCUGGAUUCCUCAUCAUCAAUCAGCAUCCUUUUCUGCCGAAACGGAACAGGAAGAAUGCGAUGCAUGGAGCGGAAAAGAAGGCAACGCCUUCAUGCAUUUUCAGAGCGGACCUACAUAUGCGUACGAUGCAGGCUCAUGCAACUGGGUUAUUUGCACUAGCUUUGAGAAUGAUAUUGCUAGUGCAUGUAAGAUCUCUAUUGCGUCCUAUAACAUCAAGACAGAUUCUGAAUAUCCUCCUGAGCGUGACCGCGAGCCGCUGGUCGCAAGCAAUAUUCUCUCAGACACGGCGCUGGCCGAUAUCCUCGUGUUACAAGAAGUCUCCGACGACUUUCUAUCAUACUUCCUAAACGAUACUGAGGUUCGGAAAAGAUACAGGUUUGCAUCUCAUGGACCACCAGAUCAGUUAGACAUUGGGCCUCUUCGUAGUAUGCGAAACGUUGUCAUCUUGAGCAGAUGGUCAUUUCGCUGGUCUUCAGGACCGUUCCAUAGGAAGUACAUGUCGCCCAGGCAUAAAGGAGCCCUGAUUGCUCAAUUCAUGGAUCUAUUGGCCUCCGAACGCAUGGAUCUUGUUGUGGCUGGCGUACAUCUGACCUGUGGUCUUACUGAUGGCUCUGUCGCCGCAAAGCACAACCAACUAAAGCGGCUGACUGGAUACCUCGCAGAGAAUCAUGCUUCCAGUCCCUGGAUUGUUGCAGGUGAUUUCGAUAUUGCAACAUCGGCCUAUACCAUCGAUCCUGCACCAAAGGCGAAGUCAAUAACUGAGCAGACGGCCGUGUUGCUCUCAUCGCUAGAAUCCGGCCUAAAUCAAGCUGGUCUAGCCGAUGCCUGGUCGAUUGCUCGCCUGGAAGGAAAAUUGGAUAUAACCAUGGGCGAUUCUGAAGAAUCAUAUGAUGGAGAAGCAGGAGCUACUUUCGACCCAAGAAACAAUGCGCUUGCGGCGGAUUCAACCAACACCUUUGAGAACAGACCGCAACGAUAUGAUAGAAUAUUCGUUCGCUCACACGAGGCGUUAAGAGUCGGCCAUUUCAAUCUGUUUGGUGUGCAAUCAAUUGCAAGUGAUCACUAUGGUGUUCGGGCGACGCUGCACAUUACGAGCCCUUCAACGGCCUUAACGGAGCCUUUUGCCGAGACAGCACGCAAAAUGAAGGUGGAACACAAGGAGGCCGCCACGGCCUUGUCUGAUCCGAUCAGCUUGCAGUCAAUGCUGUACCGUCAAGAUAUGAUUCCCACAGAAAAACAAAUGGAGGUUCGGCAACAAGCCUUCGAGUUGCUGAAGAAUGUCGUUCUCGGUACGAUCGAUAAGCAAGAUCACGCAAGUUCUGGGGUAUCGUUGAACAUGGUUGCGGUGGGUUCAUAUGCUCUCGGUGUUUGGACAGCUGAUUCGGAUCUUGACUGUCUUUGCGUUGGUUCUGUCAGUUCCAAGACCUUCUUUAAGCUUGUGCGUCAACGACUCGCAAGAGCGAGAAAUCGAGGGAUAAAGAUACUUCGAAAGGUUGAAGCCAAGACAGGCACAAUGCUCGAGCUAUCUGUCGAUGGCAUCUCAGCUGAUCUCCAUUACUGUCCGGCAGCACGAAUUGCAGAGAGAUGGUCUGAGUUUCAUGGACUGUCCGCAUCCGAUCCGAUCUUCAAUCUUCCAGCUCUUUCCCUACGCAAAUUGAAAUCCUACCGAGACUUUCUCUACAUCCAGCGUACUUUACCUUCAUUAUCGGCUUUCCGCACAGCCUUUCGUUGUAUCAAACUAUGGGCUGUCCAGCGAGGAAUAUAUUCCUCAAAGUUUGGUUACCUCAGCGGCACUCAUAUCACUCUGAUGCUUACGUGGAUAUGCAAGAAGCUCAGAUAUCAGUCUGGCUCAGUUGGGCCGCCGGACAUGGUAGUAAGUUUCUUCAGUUAUUAUGCAAACUUCGAUUGGACGAAUGAGCUUUUGUUCGAUGCAUUCUUCCAUGAGAGUCGGCCGCGCUACCAUCGCAGUGCUCGGGAGCCAAUGGUCAUACUGGGGUACCAUGCGCCACACUCAAAUAUCGCUCACACGUCAACGACUCCGGGAUUGCAGAUCUUGAUGAAUGAGUUCAGGGCCGCUGCGGAUGUGCUAUCAUCUCCAGGAAUCACAUGGGCCAAAUUCUUCGGGGACCCCAGCAGUUUGAAAGACUCGGUGCAACUACAUCUGAGUCAAAUGACAGAACACUUUCUGGCCACACAGCACAGCUUCGUUACAGUGGAGAUGCAGUACUGGGGUCGUACGUUAGCCAAGGGCAAGGGUCUUGUGGGUUGGAUCGAAUCGCGGUGUCUCUCCCUUGUCGUUGAUAUCCACAAGAUGCUCCCGGAGUUAGAAGUCCGCAUUUGGCCCACACGUUUUACCAACGAUAAGGCUGAUCUGAAGGAACUCAAGGAGUAUCAUGGCUGUUACCUCAUUGGUCUUACCAGAUCUGAGACCAGCCGUUCCAGUAAUAAAAAGGAAAGUCAGCUUGCAAGGCAGUCCUUGGAAAAAGUCCUUGAUCGUUUUCUCACCCAAUUGAGAACAGAUGAUAAAAACUACGAUUCGUCUACAAGUUGGGUGGAUGUAUCACUUGCGAAACCAUUUGAAGUCAGGACGUUGCGACUUGAUAAUCGCGAAUGGGGUGAUCACGCUGCAGACAUCGAUCCCGACUCAGAUGAUGACGAUGAUUUUGAUGAUGAGGGCGCAGAGGAAGACGAGAAACCCUUAGAGCGCACACUACCUCAGCGUCCAAAGCCCACUGCAAUUCCAGUGUCGACUUCGAAAUUACGGCCAGCGUCGGAUGUCCUCAACCGAUUGCGUUGGGAUCCCGGCCUUGACCCAAGCGACUAUAUCAUCGGAUACGAGGACCGCUUCUUGGGUGCGAAAGAAGCGAAUCUAGACAAGUGGAAGACGGAGCAGACCGAUGAGGAGUUCAUUCCCCAACAUCGAAUUCUCUACUUCAAGAAGAAGGGAGGUGACGAUGGGAAGGGGGAGUUGGUGUGGGAACGCGCAACGAGACUUGACAAGGUAUUUGGAAGUGGGGCUGGCCCAAUGGAUCGGAGAUACAACCUCUAG